Ceratotherium simum simum (southern white rhinoceros) is the source of this 980-nucleotide messenger RNA. NCBI's taxonomy places the organism in Eukaryota, Metazoa, Chordata, Mammalia, Perissodactyla, Rhinocerotidae. The record is from RefSeq and is a predicted model, not a curated record.
UGGCCGGUCCCCGCGCACGCUCGGAACCAGCGGGCCCGCGGCGCCUCCUGGCAACCGGACGCCGGCCUCGGCCUCGGGAGCGGGGAGGCCGCAAUGGACCCGCCAGUCAUCGCCGUCACCUCCACCUCAAAACUAACUCGGAAGACGUCAUCUUUUGAAAGAGAAGGAUGGUGGAGAAUAACAUUAACAAAUACUCCUAUCCCUGGCACUUACCACUUGAAAACUUUUAUUGAAGAAUCCCUGUUAAAUCCAGUGAUAACAACCUACAAUUUUAAAAACGAAGGAAGGCGAAAACCACCUCUUGUGCAAAGAAACAAUCCGGUACUAAAUGACCUUCCCCAGUACAUGCCUCCUGACUUCCUGGACUUGUUAAAGAAGCAAGUGGCCACUUACUCCUUUAAAGACACACCGCGGCCAAGCCCCAGCACGCUGGUUUACAAAGAUAAGUCGGUUAAGCUUUCACCAGGGCAGUACGAGCUACUUCCUGCACCAGUUCCCAAGUACGCUUCCAGGAGCUUUGUAUUUCGUUCUUCAGUUCAACGAUUUCCAACAGGCUGCUUCACUCCUCGCGAAGGCCCAGGACCAGGUCAUUAUAACUUGAAAAUACCUCCAGCAAAUUCUAUUACUUCUUGUUUUCAAUCCAGAGUACCUCGAUUCUUGCCCACCUGUUCAAAAACCCCGGGCCCAGGAGCAUACGCAUCUUCAGCACAAUUCCCCAAGCAGCCCCGGACCAUAGCCAGAAUGGGCCGGGAACAUUGCUUUUUCUUCAACAACACCAUUGGCUUUUAAAAUUAAGCCAUCUUGGUCCUAAACUACUUUGAAUUUUAGCAAGUUCUUAUGUUUAGAAAACUCUGUUUGGUUUAUUUAGGAGGGUUUGACCACAGAACAUAAUCGAUUGCCCAGGGUGACCAUCCAGCCCACUUAUCUGGAAUAGUCCCAGCAUAAUUUCCAAUUCACUCUCAAAAGUGUCCUGGUUUGGA